Messenger RNA from Gadus morhua (Atlantic cod), 2851 nucleotides. It is a transcript of the gene chaf1b, whose product is annotated as chromatin assembly factor 1, subunit B. NCBI's taxonomy places the organism in Eukaryota, Metazoa, Chordata, Actinopteri, Gadiformes, Gadidae. The record is from RefSeq and is a predicted model, not a curated record. Bases 147 to 2042 code for a protein of 631 amino acids. Gene Ontology annotation, molecular function: protein binding. The transcript is spliced from 14 exons. Gene Ontology annotation, biological process: nucleosome assembly; DNA replication-dependent chromatin assembly. Gene Ontology annotation, cellular component: nucleus; CAF-1 complex.
CCAAUCAUGUGGACUUCAACAGGAAGCUCAGAGUAAAUCCUACGCGGGAAAGCUGCUAAAGUUUUCAUCUGUUUACCGCUGGACGAGGGAACGGACCCCAAAAAUAUCAAGUGGACGGAGAAAAGUGGGCAUCAAGACGUACGAGGAUGAAGGUGGUGACGUGUGAGAUCGCCUGGCACAACAAGGAGCCGGUGUACAGUUUGGACUUCCAGCACCACGGAGAUGGACGGGUCCUCCGGCUCGCUACAGCCGGGGUCGACACCACAGUCAGGGUGUGGCGGGUGGACACGGGCCCAGACGGGAAGGCGGUGGUGGACUUCCUCUCCAACCUUGCCAGACACACCAAGGCCGUCAACGUGGUGCGCUUCAGCCCGGGCGGGGAGCUGCUGGCCUCCGGAGGCGACGACGCGGCCAUCCUGCUGUGGAAGCUCAACGACCAGAAGGAGCCCGAGUCGUCCCCGCUGUUCCAGGAGGAGGACGACUCUCUGCUCAACAAGGAGAGCUGGAGCGUGGUCAAAACCCUGAGGGGGCACAUCGAGGAUGUGUACGACAUCUCCUGGACGCGCGAGGGAACCUUCAUGGUGUCGGGGUCCGUGGACAACACCGCCAUCCUGUGGGACGUCGCCAAAGGUCAGAAGAUCAGCAUAUUUAACGACCACAAGAGCUACGUGCAGGGGGUGACCUGGGACCCCCUGGGGCAGUACGUAGCCACGCUCAGCUGCGACAGAGUGAUGCGGGUGUACAGCACUCAGACCAAGAAGAAGGCGUACUGCGUCAGCAAGAUGACCUCGGGGCCCCCCGGAGACGGCGAGACCAAGCCGUAUCGGAUGUUCCAUGACGACAGCAUGAGGUCGUUCUUCAGGCGCCUCACCUUCACCCCAGACGGCUCCUUCCUGCUGGCCCCAGCGGGGUGCGUGGAGGCCGGGGAGAACAUCACCAACACCACCUACGUCUUCUCCAGGAAGAGCCUCAAGAGGCCCAUCGCCCACCUGCCCUGUCCGUCUAAAGCCACCCUGGCCGUGCGCUGCUGCCCCGUCUACUACCAGCUGAGGACCAAGCAGGACGACGACGGCUCCACGGAGGCCCUCCCCAACGUGUUCCAGCUGCCGUACCGCAUGGUGCUGGCCGUGGCGUCGGAGGACUCGGUCUACCUGUACGACACGCAGCAGACGCUGCCCUUCGCCCUGGUGUCCAACAUCCACUACCACACGCUGAGCGACCUGAGCUGGUCCGGAGACGGCCUCUUCCUGGCCGUGUCGUCCACGGACGGCUACUGCUCCCUGGUGUCCUUCUCCCCGGGGGAGCUGGGCCAGCCGCUGAAGGAGCCCCCGGUCCUGGAGCUCUCCACCCCCACGCCGGGCCCCGAGAAGAAGGUCAAGAGGUCCGCCGGAGCCAGGACCUCCUCCCCGCUCCCGCAGCCGGCCCCCGCCACCCCGGGCCCCGUGGCCCCGGCGGCCCCGCCCGUCAGGGAGGCCCCGUCGACCCCCCAGGCCCCCCAGGCCUCCCCCUCGCUGGACAAGAGGAGCCGGGGGACGCCGACCGCAGCCAGCAAGGCCCCCCCGCGGAGGAUCACCCUCAACACCCUGGAGGGCUGGGGAAAGCCGGCCGGGCCCCGGGCCCCGGUCGAGGGCCCCCAGACCCCCACGCCCUCCACGCCCCAGCCUCGCCUGGGGCCCCUGACCCCCACCGGUGCCAAGGGCCUCCAGGGCACCAACUCUCCCGGGCCCACGACUCCCAAGGGGCCCACGACUCCCAAGGGGCCCUCCACUCCCAAGGGGCCCUCCACUCCCAAGGGGCCCUCCACUCCCAAGGGGCCUUCCACUCCCAAGGGGCCCUCCACUCCCAAGGGGCCCUCCCCCAGGCGCGUGGCCCUGACCCCGGUGGCCCUGCGCUCUCCGGCGGCCCUCUUCACGCCGUCCUCCAGCGAGAAGGCCCGGCACGAGCGGCCGUCCCCCCCCUCCGACCCAGUCUGCCUGCCCCCCGAGUCCAAGAGGCCCAAGACCACCGAGCCCCCCCCCAAGAAGGACGCCGCCAAGCCAUAGCGGCUCCCAGUGGCCACUGGGAGGAGGGUUGAGUGGGUACUGGGAGGAGGGUUGAGUGGGUACUGGGAGGAGGGUUGAGUGGGUACUGGGAGGAGGGUUGAGUGGGUACUGGGAGGAGGGUUGAGUGGCUACUGGGAGGAGGGUUGAGUGGCUACUGGGAGGAGGGUUGAGUGGCUACUGGGAGGAGGGUUGAGUGGGUACUGGGAGGAGGGUUGAGUGGGUACUGGGAGGAGGGUUGAGUGGGUACUGGGAGGAGGGUUGAGUGGGUACUGGGAGGAGGGUUGAGUGGGUACUGGGAGGAGGGUUGAGUGGGUACUGGGAGGAGGGUUGAGUGGGUACUGGGAGGAGGGUUGAGUGGGUACUGGGAGGAGGGUUGGGUGGGUACUGGGAGGAGGGUUGGGUGGGUACUGGGAGGAGGGUUGAGUGGAUACUGGGAGGAGGGUUGAGUGGAUACUGGGAGGUUGAUGGUCUGGAUUCCAUGAAAACAUGCAACUGAUGUACUUAGGAAGAUCUUGAUUAAAGGAUAAUGUCGUUGUUGUUGUUGUGUGGACCAACGAAGGUGUACAUGGUGAUGUUUGUUUGUUUUCUGCAUCUUAUCCAGCGGGGUAAUAGUCUGCGUCACCACUGUCUUUAUGAAGGGUCUGAUUGUUCUCAGUUGUUGUGGUUAGUGUUUUUGGUUUGUUUAAUCAAACGUCUGUAUUAUAUUGUGUGGAUAACCGUGACAUGCUAUGAAGAUUUUGUAAAAAGAGGAUUUUGAAUUGUGUUUUUCUUACCUGAACACUUGUAGCUCAAUAAAAUAACGUAUCUGA